Messenger RNA from Thermothielavioides terrestris NRRL 8126, 1425 nucleotides. RefSeq lists its product as uncharacterized. The coding region runs from base 61 to 1425 and encodes 454 amino acids. The record is from RefSeq and is a predicted model, not a curated record. NCBI's taxonomy places the organism in Eukaryota, Fungi, Ascomycota, Sordariomycetes, Sordariales, Chaetomiaceae. The transcript is spliced from 5 exons. Gene Ontology annotation, molecular function: protein-folding chaperone binding; heat shock protein binding; protein kinase binding. Gene Ontology annotation, biological process: protein folding; protein stabilization. Gene Ontology annotation, cellular component: cytoplasm.
CUGAACUCCACCGUUACCGCCUCGUCUUCAUACGAUCUACGCUCCCCUGUCUGAAUCAAGAUGGUCAUCAACUAUAGCAAGUGGGACGCUCUGGAGCUAAGCGACGACUCCGACAUCGAGGUGCAUCCCAAUGUCGACAAGCGGUCGUUUAUCAGGGCAAAGCAGCACCAAAUCCACUUGGAGCGGCAGCAGCGAAAGGCCCAAAUAAGCGCGCUCAGGCAUGAGCGGAUCAUCAACGACGGCCUGUUGCAGCGGCUGCACACCCUGAUCUCCACCCUACAAUCGCAACAGGAUGCGUCCACAGAGGCAAGCCCUGCCGACGUUGCGUUCCGCCUCAUCAUGGAAUCGGCAUCGAGCAAGCCUGACGAAGACUCCCCUCCGCCGCGCCCUGAAGGCGUGUUCCAUGAGGAUUCACCCCCUCAGCCUACUUAUUCAAAGAUGAUGGUGACCGUUUUGGACGAAGUGAACAAGGAAUUGGACGGAAGGCAACUACAGAAGGAGCAGCGCUACGAAUCGUUUCUCCAAGAGCUGGACAGACAUGUCCGCAAAAUCCAGGACCUCCAAGCGGAUCUGGGUAAGCGACUUGACGCCCUUGAGCAGCAGGAGUCCAAAAAGAUCACCAGCGAGAGCUAUCACGUUGGCUUCGACAGCUCGCAUGUGAGCCGAGCUAAGCAGCCGGAGACAUCGAAGGAGGCUCCGAGCGUGGAGCUGCUGAACCCAAACUACAAGCUCGCAGAGCCGAGCCUAGAUUCGAGUGACCAAAUCCCCGAGUCCGACUACCGCGCCAGUCACGACUACAUCGUCGCGCACCCGGAGAUCGUCCAGAACGAGGCGGAGACGGAUGCGCUUUUGAUCGCAGCAUACAACGCCGUGUUGGACGACAACGACAAGCGGCGGGCCAGGCGGUAUGUGCACCAAGCACUGCUAUUGCAGUACUGCCGAAUGCUCGGGCGUGACGGGGUGGCGGCCUUCUUUCAGCGCAUCGCGGCGCCGGGCCACAAUGCAGGCCAGGUCUUUGAAACCGACGUCAACGAGAGGUUCCAGAAGAUCUGCGAGAUGGGAAGGCGGGACGCGAAGCAGCGGCUUCAAGGGGGCGAGGUGCCGGCAGCCGAGAGCGAGGACGAGGAGGAGAAGAGAGCGCGGGCUGUGUUCGAGACUUUUGCGCCCGAGAUGCGGGCGGCGCUCGAGAGCGGGUCUCUGGACCAGGUAAAUCAAGUCUUGGCCUCAAUGAGCGUCUCGGAGGCAGAGAAAAUGGUCGACCUGCUCAACCAGGCUGGUUGUCUAAGCAUUGAAAACGAUAUCGUCGACGCUACGACAGAAGAAGGGAAGCAGUUUCUGAGGGACAUGGAGAAGGCUGCUCUGGCCGAUUUGGAGCCUAGGGGCUCUGAGGAGACGGCACCCACGGAGACGGUUCCUGAUCCGUAA